This is a messenger RNA of Lasiosphaeria miniovina, 1700 nucleotides long. RefSeq lists its product as uncharacterized. The coding region runs from base 13 to 1494 and encodes 493 amino acids. The transcript has a single exon. The record is from RefSeq and is a predicted model, not a curated record. Lineage: Eukaryota; Fungi; Ascomycota; Sordariomycetes; Sordariales; Lasiosphaeriaceae.
CAGGUGCUGCUGAUGGGCGACAUAUACCGGGCCGCGCAGUCCGUGGCCGUCUGGUUGGGCUCGUCGACCCCCAACAGCCAGGCCGCCUUUCGGCUGCUGCGCCAGAUCCACGCCGCUGCCCAGGCCACGGCCGCUGCUGACCGAGACCGGCUCCUUACCAAAGCCGAGCUGGCCCGGCGCGGACUUCCCGACGACUCGGGUCCGGACUGGAAGGCCGUGGGACUGCUCUUCUGGCGGCCGUGGUUCACGCGCGUGUGGAUCAUCCAAGAGGUGGCCCUGGCGCGGUCGUCCGCCGUCUACUGCGGCGGCGAUAGCAUGCCGUGGCACGAAUUUGUCGGCGCGGCCGACUUCAUCCGCCUGCAGUACCACGCCCUGUGGGUCGACCUGGACCUCAUGCCCGCCGUGCAGCUGCAGCAGGCCGCAAAGUUGGCCCAUUCCGGCCAGCCGCGCGACCUGCUGUGGCUGUUGUCCACCUUCCGCGACAGGUUCGCCACCAACCCGGCCGACAAGAUCUAUGGCCUCUUAGGACUGGCACCGGCAGACCACGGCGUCGUGCCAAACUACUCGGCCCCCGUCCAGCAGACAUACUGCGAGGUCGCGAGGAUGCUGCUGCAGGGCCAGGGGUCGCUGGACGUCCUCAGCCUGGUCGGCGACUCGUCCUGGCGCCGCACGCCCAACCUGCCGUCGUGGGUCCCGGACUGGGCGACCGAUCUGGCGGCGGACCCGUACCUGUUCCGCAGCAUCGCACACGUUUUCCACGCGUGCGGCACUGCUACUAUGUCGCGCGCCGUUGUGCGGUUCUCGCCAGACGGAAACACGCUCACGGUCCGCGGAGCCCUCCUAGACCGCGUAGCUGCCGUCGGAGACCGCCACCUCAUGAGCCGGCGCCUCUCGUACGACCGCUUCGAGGAGUCGUCCAUCCUCAGACACCUGUGCGGCAAGGACACGCGGCGGCAGUUUGCGGCGUGGGAACGCAUGGUGCGCUCGCUCGGGACGUAUCCCACGGGAGAAGAGAUUGAAGACGUGCUGCAGCGCGCCCUUGUCGCUGGGACCGAUUCAGCCGCAGACCCUUCUCGAGUGGGACCCCAGACGACAGCACCAGUGCCACCGCGUUUGUACGUCGCCUUCAGGGAACGGCACCUGGCACUUCUGGAAGAGUCCAAGAGGGACAAGGCCGGCCACGCGUCCACCCAGGCCAGCGCAGACCUGGCCGCCCGGUAUAACCUAAGUAUCAAGCCGGCUGCCAACGGGCGGCGGCUGUUCACGACCAAGCGAGGCUACGUCGGGUUCGGCCCCAUGUCGACCAAGUCCGGCGACAGUGUGGUACUGUUCCGUGGUGGGCGGACGGCGUAUAUCCUGAGGGAGUAUCGGAAGAAGAGGAAGGAGCAGGUAAUUUCGUAUGCGCUGGUGGGCGAGGCGUUUGUCCACGGCAUGAUGAAUGGAGAGGGAUUUGCCGACGAGUCUACUGCUUUAAGUAAUUUUGAUCUCGUGUGACUGUGUGGUAGUUUGGUUAGUCAAGCUCAGGUCACUGGUACCGAUCUUACCUCGGCACGGUCCAGGUCGUGGCUUCAAACUUGUCGAGGUCAAUGAGGUUCCCGGGGAGGCUCGCGCCUCGACUUAAUCAAUUAGCACGUAGCUAGAGAAGUUAUGAAGCAGAAAAAACGAGUGGUUCUAAUCUUGGUGACGACCAAAACUUUGCC